This is a messenger RNA of Nannizzia gypsea CBS 118893, 1107 nucleotides long. RefSeq lists its product as hypothetical. The coding region runs from base 1 to 1107 and encodes 368 amino acids. The record is from RefSeq and is a predicted model, not a curated record. The transcript is spliced from 2 exons. NCBI's taxonomy places the organism in Eukaryota, Fungi, Ascomycota, Eurotiomycetes, Onygenales, Arthrodermataceae.
AUGAUGUGGAAACCAAGUCUCUUUGACGACUCGGACGGCGAAGUCACUGCAGUCCACGCCGAUGACGAGACUUCGCCUUACCUUCUCGACGACCUGGAUGCCUUCGAGUCGUGCCUCAGCAGCAUGGGGAGCAUGAGGAGCACAAAGGAGAACGCAGUUACGCCACUCACUCCGGUGACCGUCAAGUCGGCCUUCGACCUUAACGAGACCUUGGUCGAUGGAGUUGGGUCGGCCGAUGAUCUCAUUCACCAUCGUGGGAGCGGAAACAGCUUGAAUACUACUGAUUCUGAUGAUGAUGAAUUCUUCACUUCGAGCUCCUCCCCUCCCACACCCGCGAAAGCUCUGCCCUGGGACGGUUAUAUUUCUUGGACCGAUACAAUGGCCAAUACUGAUUUCAGCAAACUAGAAGGAAGGGCCUCGGGAUUCGGAUCCAGUGUAGAACUUGUGGCUCAUGGCUUGGUUUACACCCCCCGGUUCGAUGAUAAAGAUGCCUAUCGAACUGUCUUACUCACUAAGCUCCCCUUAGAUGUGGAUAUGAGGACCUUGCUCUCGGCCAUCCGAGGAGGAGCUGUGUUUUCAGCCCACAUCAUGAACAUGGAGGAGUUUGCGGGCUAUCACAUGGGAGUUGUGACUUUUGUUCGGGGCAAAGCCGCUUCUGCCUAUGUCAACUUUGCGAUCAACCAUGGCGUUUACUUCAAUGAUGCCAGGGUCAACGUCUGCCUCUCCAAGACUCCAACAUACCCAAUCCCCAAGGCUAUGCAGAACAACAUCGUAAACCAGCUUUUUUCUCGUUGCUUGGUCAUUCAAGGAGAUCGGGACCCUAAUCGCUACAGCUACAUAGCGAAGAACCUAAAGAACAAAAUACGGCUUGAUUUUGAGAUGGGAGACAGGAUGACUGAGAAUGCUGAAGAAACAGAGAUUAAUAUCCGAUUUAGCUCGAUCCGGGCUGCAGAUAAUGCGUACGGGAUUCUCCGAUCACUCUUGAGGGAAUGUACAGUUAGCUUUGCUCUGGAUCCGUGUGCUCAACCUCUUCCUGGCGCCGAGGUGGACGAAGAGUCGGAGGAUAAAUGUACUAUCGAAUUGGCCUGUGCCGAUCCUUGGAUGUGA